AUGUUAAACUGGAGGGUAUUUUUCUGCAUAAUACUCAUCAUAACAUUUUUGUACGAAGCCCAGCCAGCACGUCUACCAUUCCUCCGACCGGCGCACAUCGGAAAUACAAAUGAGGUAGCGGAGGAAGGCAUAGAAAUGCGAAUCCCAUCUGAGUUGAUCCGUGCUCGAGUGAGGGAAGGUGUGCCGCCACCACUCUGCGCCGGACACUGUGCGUCGCCCCCCGCAGGGCCUGUGUGCGCCUUCGAUGCGACCGGGACUGCUAGAACCUUUGCUACGUUGUGCGAGCUUGAAGCUGUGUCGUGCCGUGAAAGCACUUAUUACGCUAUAACAAGCCUCGGAGAGUGU
Brenthis ino (lesser marbled fritillary) is the source of this 345-nucleotide messenger RNA. Lineage: Eukaryota; Metazoa; Arthropoda; Insecta; Lepidoptera; Nymphalidae. The record is from the annotation of a GenBank genome assembly.